ACUAACAUUUCACUUGUUUAUUUGGCUCCCAUCACAUUAGAAAAACGCUUACAUGUUUCAGCGCAGAGCCUUCUUCAGAGCAUUUUAAGUAUACAGGUUCAUUUCAGUCAUAUAUAUACAAGGGCAGAGUUAUUCCCAGCUGAAUGUUUGUUUGGUGGUUCAUUCAACAAGCUGAGCUGCAGGACAAGGCGUGUGGUUCAUGUCUUGUACCUGACACACACACCCACACAUAUAUAUACACAUACACACACACACACAUACAUACAUACAUACACAGACAUGUGAUUUCCAGGAAAGAAGAAGGAGGGAGGAGCAAACAGGGGAAGGCUCCAUUUUAAAGUGCACAAAGAAGAGAAGUCUGUAAGUCCGAGGCAGGUGUUACUGGUUUACCUCUCAGUCUAAUGAUCAUCCUCCAGACUUCAGUAAUGAACCUGGACCCUCAGACACAAAAAUAAAAAACACACAAGAGUGCACUUUGAGACAAGAUCCUCAUUUUCAGGUGCUGUCAGUUGACAGCUUUCACACCAGCAUUAAUGAACCAACCAGAACAUGUGAAUGCACCAGAGUUCACUGAACUGCAACAAACAGAGAGCCAAGAUGACGGAGAUGGACCUCCUCAACAUUCUUGAUGAUCUAGGAGAUGAUGAAUUUGAGAAGUUCAAGUGGUCCCUGAAGUAUGAAAAGGUGGGCGACAUCCCACCCAUCAAAGAAAGCCAGCUGUCGAAGGCAGAGAGGCGCAACGUGGUGGAUCUGAUGGUGCAGAAAUAUGAAUUUGCUGGAGCUGUGGAAGUGAUCAAGAGCAUUUUAAAGAAGAUCAGCAGGAAUGAUCUGGUGAGGGAGUUGCCAAACAUCAGCUCAGGAGCAGAAGCAGAUAGUGGUCUGCAUGAGGUUUUAGAUAUAUAUAAGAUCAGUCUUCGGAGGAAAUGUCAACAAGUGACUGAAGGAACUGAUGGAGCAGGAAGUGAAACCCUCCUCAACAGGAUCUACACUGAGCUAUACAUCACAGAGGGAAAGAGUGAAGAAGUUAAUACCCAACAUGAGGUGUGGCAACUUGAAAUUGCUUCUAAGAAUAAGACCUUCCAUGAGACAAUAAAGUGCCACGACAUCUUUAAAGUCUUACCUGACCAAGAGGAACACAUCAUCAAAGUUGUUCUGACGAGCGGUGUCGCUGGUGUAGGAAAAACCUUCUCAGUGCAGAAGUUCACUCUGGACUGGGCAAAGGGCUUGGAAAACCAAGAUGUCAGUCUGGUGAUCCCACUUUCGUUCAGGGAGCUGAACUUGUUCAAAGAUGAGCAGUACAGUCUUCUCAGGUUGAUCCAUGAGUUCCAUCCAACAUUACAGAAGGUCACAGCAGAGAGGCUCGACUCUAAAGACUGUAAAAUUUUAUUCAUCUUUGAUGGCCUGGAUGAAAGCAGACUUGAACUGGAUUUUGAGAACAAUGGGGUUGUGUCUGAUGUCACACAGAGGUCAUCAGUCAACGUGCUGUUGACAAACCUCAUCAAGGGGAAUCUGCUUCCCUUGGCUCUCAUCUGGAUAACUUCCCGACCUGCAGCGGCCAGUCAGAUCCUAGAUCAGAAAUGUUAUGACAGGGUAACAGAAGUACGAGGCUUCACUGACGCCCAGAAGGAGGAAUACUUCAGGAAGAGAUUCAGUGAUGAAGAGCUGUCCAGCAGCAUCAUCUCACACAUCAAGACAUCCAGGAGCCUCCACAUCAUGUGUCACAUCCCCCUCUUCUGCUGGAUCACUGCUACAGUUCUGAAACACAUGUUGACUACAGACAAGAGAGGAGAGCUGCCCAAGACCCUGACUGACCUGUACUCAUACUUCCUGCUGGUUCAGACAAUGAGGAAGAAGCACAAGUAUGAUGCACACAAGACAAAGAGGAAGAAGUAUGAUGAGGAGCUGACGGAGGCUGACAGGGAAGUUCUUCUGAAGCUGGGGAAGCUGGCGUUUGAACAACUGGAAAAAGGAAACAUCAUGUUCUACCAAAAAGAUCUGGAGGAGUGUGGUCUUGAUGUCACAGAGGCCUCAGUGUUAUCAGGAGUUUGUACAGAGAUCUUCAAAAGAGAGAGUGUGAUCUCCCAGAAAACAGUCUACUGCUUUGUUCAUCUGAGCAUUCAGGAGUUUCUGGCUGCAGUCUACAUGUACCACUGUUUCACCAGCAGGAACACAAAGGUACUGAAGGACUUCCUGGGAAAAGACCACAGUAACUCAUCUCUGGAUCACUUCCUGAUGGACGUCAUGAAGAAAUCUCUCGGAAGUGAAAAUGGCCACCUGGACCUGUUUGCUCGCUUCCUUCAUGGCCUCUCUCUGGAGUCCAACCAGAGUCUCUUAGGAGGCCUGCUGGGUCAGACAGAGAACAGUCCAGAAAUCAUCCAGAGAGCCAUCAACAACCUGAAGAAGAUGAACGGUUACUGGUAUUAUGAUGAUGGUGUUUAUCAUGAUGAUGGUAUCUCUCCUGACAGAAGCAUCAACAUCUUCCACUGUCUGAUGGAGAUGAACGACCUCUCAGUACAUCAGGAGAUCCAAGAGUUCCUGAAGUCAGAGAACAAAUCAAAGAAGACUCUCCAUGUGAUUCAGUGCUCAGCUCUGGCCUACAUGCUGCAGAUGUCUGAGGAGGUUCUGGAUGAGUUGGACCUGACAAAGUACAAUACUUCAGCCGAGGGACGACUGAGACUGCUCCCAGCUGUGAGGAACUGCAAAAAGGCUGUACUUUUUAACUGUGGACUCUCAAAGACUCGCUAUGAAAUUGUGGCCUCAGCUCUGAAGUCUAACCCCUCCCAUCUGAGAGAGCUGGAUCUGAGUGGAAACAGUCUGUCAGAUUCCGGAGUGAAGCUUCUGUCUGCUGGACUGGAGAGUCCAAACUGUAGACUGGAGUCUCUGAGAUUGGGAAUAUGCGGUUUGUCAGAGAUCAGCUGUGCUUCUCUCAUGUCAGCUCUGAAGUCCAACCCCUCCCAUCUGAGAGAGCUGGAUCUGAGCCACAACAAGCUUCAGGAUUCAGGAGUGAAGCUGCUGUGUGAUUUUCUGGAGAGUCCACACUGUAGACUGGAGACACUGGGAUUGAAGGACUGCAGUUUGUCAGAGAUCAACUAUGCUUCUCUGGUCUCAGUUCUGAAGUCCAACCCCUGCCAUCUAAGAAGGUUGGAAUUGGGUAACAAGCUGCAAGAUUCAGUGAUGAAGCUGAUUUGUGAUUUUCUGAAGAGUCCACACUGUAGACUGGAGACUCUGGGAUUGGUUUUCUGCAGUUUAUCAGAGAUCAGCUGUGCUUCUCUGGUCUCAGCUUUGAAGUCCAACCCUGCCCAUCUGAGAAAGCUGGAUCUGAGUAGAAACAAACUGCAGGAUUCAGACGUGAGGCUACUGUGUGAUUUUCUGGAGAGUCCACACUGUAAACUGGAGACUCUGAGAUUGUGGGACUGCAGUUUGUCAGGGAUCAGCUGUGCUUCUCUGGCCUCCGCUCUGAAGUCCAACCCCUCCCAUCUGAGAGAAUUAGAUCUGGGUCGCAGCAUCUUUCAGGAUUCAGACAUAAAGUUGCUGUGUGAUCUUCAGGACAGUCCACACUGUAGACUGGAGACUCUGAGUGAAGCUGUGAGAGGAGAAUGGUGACAGGCCUCAGG
Messenger RNA from Thunnus maccoyii (southern bluefin tuna), 3614 nucleotides. RefSeq names its product NACHT, LRR and PYD domains-containing protein 3-like. The coding region runs from base 556 to 3603 and encodes 1015 amino acids. The transcript is spliced from 11 exons. Gene Ontology annotation, molecular function: protein binding. NCBI's taxonomy places the organism in Eukaryota, Metazoa, Chordata, Actinopteri, Scombriformes, Scombridae. The record is from RefSeq and is a predicted model, not a curated record.